UUGCCCAUUUAACAUCCAAGACAAGGUUUUGACUUGCUAUAGAUAUAGUAGUAGUUUACGUACGGCCGCCAAGGAAUGAAAACAUGAAAUUUAUGGUCUUGUGAUCUUGUCUACUAUCUCUCAGCUUAUACAGCGAUGAACACCACCAGCAGCCUUGUCCAUGACACCAUAACAAAAAACUUUAGCCGUAGAAUGAAUGGUUAUCAGCCUCUGGAUCGAUAUGAUUCUAUGCAUAGCAAUGAUCCUCAUGACAUGGGGUAUAGAACUGCAAGGGCUAAGCAAAGGCAGGUUUUUCUGAAGUCUUACAGGUUAGCAUCAAGAACCAAACUGAGAAGAAGGUCAAGAUCAUUGAAGCUAAAGAAGGUGGUGGCUAAGUGAUAUGAAAAAAAUAUUUUUAGAUUUUCCUAAAUUGGCUCCUCCUUGGAUGGUCUUGGCAAAUAUCAGCAGAGUUUGUCUGCCAAGAAUAGAAGAAUCAAGAGUUGUGUAACAACCAUGCCAUUUACGAAAAUCUUCCAUGUCCACACAUUAUGGAACAAUACCCUAAACUAAUGGAGAAAAACUCCCCAAAAAAGGCUCUCUCUCUCUCUUCUCUCCACCUCCAAGUUCAAGAUUCUUGGAUGAGAAAGGAAAGGGCUUUUCUUUCUUCUUCUCCUUUCUUGUAUAGACUAUGCUCAUAGGGUUCAUCCAUCGACGUUAGGCAGCAAUGGGCACUGCUCCUGAAUACCAACCAAAUUAUGUUAUGCUAAACUAUAAUAAUUCUUCAAGCGUAAGACCUCCUCCUCAAAGGCGUAACAUUCCUAGGUACCAAUCAAACCAUCAUCAUUCACAUGGUGGUUGUUUAAAGUGUGUAUGCUUUUGCUUUUGCUUCUUGAUUGUUAUGAUCAUCCUUCUUGCUAGUGUUAUUGCCUUCAUUUACAUGACACUUAACCCCAAAAUGCCUGAAUAUAAUGUCGCAAGUUUCGAUGUCAAUGCUUUCAACAUGGCUCCAGAUUUUAGCCUCUAUACAGAAUUUGCCGUCACUGUGAAAGCUAACAAUCCUAACACAGGCAUUUCUUUCAUCUACGGCAAGGAAAGCUCUGUCGUUGUAGCCUAUUCAGACUCGACUCUUUGUUCGGGCAAGCUUCCUGCCUUUCACCAACCUGGCGUGAACACAACAAUGAUCCAAGUUGUUUUGAAAGGAAAAAGUGAGUUCGGUUCAGGACUUCAAGAAGUUCUUAUGGACAACAGGGAAACAGGAAAGAUCCCUUUGCUUGUAAUGGUAAACGCACCUGUUUCUGUGGUGCUUAAAAGUUUUCCAUUGAGAGAAGUUAUAGUUAAUGUCAACUGUUCUUUGGUUGUUGAUAACUUGUCACCCAACAAGAGAGUUCGGAUUUUAUCAAGUGAAUAUGCCUAUGCCGUUAAUGGUAUGAAGCUCCAAAUGUAACUGACUCACAUUUUUUCAUUUUCCUUCUUCAUUAACAUCUUCGAUUCCAGCUAGAAGGGAAAGGAGGAGCAGAAUGGGCUAAUAGCAUCCAUGCCAUUUGUCUUCUCUCAGAGAUGAAACCAGAAGAGUUUUGUUCUGCAUGCUAUAUUGUGUUGAUUGCUGAUUAUAAAGCAAGUUUAUGUUAUGCAGUGUUAGCUUGUUCUGUGCAGGCUUUUGUUGGAAUUUGUUCUUAACUAUAUGCAUUUUGCCAGCAGUAUUGUAAUUCUGUAAUGUAUAUGUCACCCAGAACCUGUUAUUGUUUUCACUACUUUAGAAAGCUUAAUCCAUGUUUGGUUCAUUCCUUCUCAA
Molecule: messenger RNA, 1771 nt
Organism: Populus trichocarpa (black cottonwood)
Lineage: Eukaryota; Viridiplantae; Streptophyta; Magnoliopsida; Malpighiales; Salicaceae
Product: NDR1/HIN1-like protein 6
Exons: 3
Coding region: 704-1423 (239 amino acids)
Cellular component (GO): plasma membrane
Source: RefSeq, a predicted model, not a curated record